CAAUGGGUGUCCCAGCUGGUGAUGUUGAGAAGGGCAAGAAGCUGUUCGUUCAGCGAUGCGCUCAGUGCCACACCGUGGAGGCUGGCGGUAAGCACAAGGUAGGCCCGAACCUGCACGGACUGUUCGGUCGCAAGACCGGCCAGGCUGCCGGGUUCAGCUACACCGAUGCCAACAAGGCCAAGGGAAUCACCUGGAACGAGGACACGCUGUUCGAGUAUCUGGAAAACCCGAAGAAGUACAUCCCCGGCACGAAGAUGGUGUUCGCUGGUCUGAAGAAGCCACAGGAGCGUGGCGAUCUGAUCGCCUACCUGAAGUCUGCUACCAAGUAA
Molecule: messenger RNA, 329 nt
Organism: Anopheles marshallii
Lineage: Eukaryota; Metazoa; Arthropoda; Insecta; Diptera; Culicidae
Product: cytochrome c-2
Exons: 1
Coding region: 3-329 (108 amino acids)
Biological process (GO): mitochondrial electron transport, ubiquinol to cytochrome c; mitochondrial electron transport, cytochrome c to oxygen
Cellular component (GO): mitochondrial intermembrane space
Molecular function (GO): heme binding; electron transfer activity
Source: RefSeq, a predicted model, not a curated record